UUUGCAAUUGGUCGAGGUAAAAGUCGGUCAUCUUCUCGCAACCCGCAGCGCAUAUAAAAAGCUCUCCACACAACUCAACUUUCCCCUGGACGAAUCUUUUCUCUUAGUAGUUGGAUUCAGAGAGUGGAGUGAAAAUGAACGGUGUGGUCAUCCAGAACAUGUCCUUCAAGGUGGGACAGACUCUGACUGUUACAGGAGUCCCCACUGCUGAUUCUACAAAUUUUGCAAUUAACAUUGGUCACAGUCCUGAAGAAAUCACUCUACAUGUGAAUCCUCGUUUUGACGCCCAUGGCGACCAGCGACAUGUAGUGUGCAAUUCCUACCAGGGCGGCAACUGGUGUGAGGAGCAAAGAGACAGCAGCUUUCCAUUCAAUCAGAAUGAGGAGUUCAAGAUAAAAAUCACAUUCACUAAUGAGGAAUUCCUGAUUACUCUUUCCGACGGUUCUGAGAUUCACUUCCCUAAUCGUCUUGGUGCUGAGAAGUACAAGUUCAUGCAGUUUGAGGGCGAGGUUAGGAUCCAUAUGAUUGAAAUAAAGUAGACUAUUCAGAACUAGACUAAUAAGGCUCACUGUUGUUUCCUAUGUGCUUCUCUGCCUUUUUUUGGUCUGCUAUUCUGCAACUAUCACUAAGUGUUUAUAGCUAUCUCUCUGGUUACAAGAAGUUUGCUGUGGUAUUGCUUCUCAACCACUAGAGAUAAAACUAAAGUAAAUUGCAAGCUUUGCAGUUACAUAAACCAUUUUCAAAUGUGGUUGACAUUGUCCAACCAAGAUAAUUUACAAGUAUCUUUCCCUAUGUAUUUUCUAUAAUACAACAUCAAAUUCCUAUAUAAUUUCUUUAUUUGUAACUAGAAUUAAUUCACAAGCUUGUAAUUGUUGGCAGAUACAAAUAUCCUGUUUUCACAAAUAAACUAAGAUCUCUUUGUC
This is a messenger RNA of Xyrauchen texanus (razorback sucker), 923 nucleotides long. It is a transcript of the gene lgals2a, whose product is annotated as lectin, galactoside-binding, soluble, 2a. Lineage: Eukaryota; Metazoa; Chordata; Actinopteri; Cypriniformes; Catostomidae. Gene Ontology annotation, molecular function: laminin binding; galactoside binding; carbohydrate binding. The record is from RefSeq and is a predicted model, not a curated record. The coding region runs from base 135 to 539 and encodes 134 amino acids. The transcript has 4 exons.